This is a messenger RNA of Morchella importuna, 3309 nucleotides long. RefSeq lists its product as uncharacterized. The transcript has 18 exons. Gene Ontology annotation, biological process: N-glycan processing; carbohydrate metabolic process. Gene Ontology annotation, cellular component: glucosidase II complex. The coding region runs from base 1 to 3309 and encodes 1102 amino acids. Gene Ontology annotation, molecular function: carbohydrate binding; alpha-glucosidase activity. Lineage: Eukaryota; Fungi; Ascomycota; Pezizomycetes; Pezizales; Morchellaceae. The record is from RefSeq and is a predicted model, not a curated record.
AUGGCCGGAAACACUGAUCCCAUCAACUUCUGGAAGGCCGAAGACUACUUCGACGACAUUCACUCCUGGGACUGUCCCCAGGAGGUUGAGGAGAUUAUCCCCGACCCGCCCGCGGACAUCGCUGACCCCAAUCACUGGCAUGGCAUAACGCUGAAGUUCGUCGGUGGCAAGCUAUGUUCACUCCAGUACAUCAGACCUACGGUGUGGAGGAUCCGGUUUGAUCCUACCGUCAUCUCCCAUAAUGAGUACAAAGAUAUUAACACGCGUACCAUCAUUGGGGACUAUCUAUCGCAAACGAUUCCGGACCUGGAUAGUCGUGUUGGGAUUAAAUGGGUAUCUAAGUUGGACCCUCUCGUCAAGGGUGCAACUGGUGAUUAUUGGACCUUCAAAUCGGAAGUAACCUCGGUCUCGGAUUCCACAGAUGGCCACUACGAGCAGGGCCCAGCGAUGUCUAUUCACAUCUACAAAAAGCCAUUCCGCCUCCAGGCUUCCCGCUCACUCAAACCAUUAGAUGAGCUCUGGCCUCUCCCGGUUGAAGUUAUACAAUCGACACCAAGGCUCAAGACCGUGUGGCAGACCUCGGAGCAGACAUUUCGCUAUAAGCUGGACCCUGACCAUGAUAUGAUUAAGAAUGUGAUUCUUGAUGUGAUCAAGCCGGGCCACGGAGAGUAUAUUGGGUGGGGCGAGCAGGGAGGCUCAAACUUUAUGAAGAAGCCGACCAUGAUGAAUUACUUUAACGCGGACAAUAUGCAGUACGAGCAGGUCUAUGAUAAAGGCCCCACGGAUCCGAGAGAGCCGCUAUACCAUUCGGACCCAUUCUUCUUGGACGUCAAUUCAAAUCCUGAACACAAGAAUGUCACAGCGACCUUUAUCGACAACUACUCCCAAAUGUGUGUUGACUUUGGCAAGACAAAUGCAGGAUACAUAAAGCUUGGUACCAAGUUUGGGUGUUAUGACGCUAUUAUGUUGUCCGGCGAUACGGUGAGGGAUAUUGUUAGAUUAUAUACCGCCAUUAUUGGUCGAUCUGCAUUAAAGCCGAGAUAUAUAUUGGGGAACCACCAAUCAUGCUAUGGGUACAUGAAUAAGCAGCAGCUCUUUGACGUUGUCAAGUACUACCGCGAUAGAAAGAUUCCGCUUGACGGAUUACACAUUGAUGUCCCCUUACAGAACAACUUUCGGACUUUCACAGUUGACAGGAAGGCGUUCUCAGAGCCCGAGCAAAUGUUUGCCCAGCUGAGGAGUGAUGGGAUCAAGUGCUGUACGAACAUUACACCUGUCAUCAGCGCCAACGACCUACCCGGCGAGGAGGGUUACAAGACCCUUCGUAGUGGGCGCGACAAAGAUUACUUCAUCAAGGAUAACAGAUAUACGAAAGGAGUCUCCGAAGAAGUAUCCAAGAUCAAUUACAUGUGCUAUCAAAACGGCAAUAGAAAUAACAUCCCUGCGGACGAAUGGGAGAAGCGGCCGUACUUUACAGACGAUAAUGGCCAUGUUUAUAGGGAUGAAUAUGACUUUAGCAAGCACUAUAAUAAGGGUGGCCCUUACCGCGGAGGGGUUAGCUAUGGUUACAACGAUGGCACGCCAGGGCACUACGCGGACCUAAACAAUGAGGAUGUCCGUGAGUGGUGGGGACAACAGUAUGAAGAUCUCUUCACGAUGGGUUUGGAGUUUGUCUGGCAGGAUAUGACAACACCAGCGAUCCAUGAGUCCUUUGGGGACAUGAAAGGACUGCCGUCCCGUCUAAUGCUCGACCUUCCAAACCAGAGCCCAAAACUUGCCAUUGAGGCGUGGGCUGUGUACUCCUACAACCUCCAUAAGGCCACCUUCCAAGGUUUAAGCAAGCUCAAAUGCCGCGAGAAUAAAAGAAAUUUUAUCCUUGGGCGCGGUAGCUAUGCUGGAAUGUACCGUUACGCCGGCCUCUGGACUGGUGAUAAUGCCAGUACUUGGGACUUCUGGAGAAUCACAGUCUCACAGGUUCUGUCUGUUGGGCUCAAUGGCGUGAGUAUCUGUGGGUCUGAUACAGGCGGGUUUGAGCCUGCUCGUAUACGCAUUCCAGGGCAGCCGGAGAGGGAGGAAAAGAUUUGUAAUCCCGAGCUCCUCAUUCGGUGGUACGUCGGCUCGACAUUCCUACCAUGGCUUAGAAAUCACUAUGUUAGUAGAAAGGACACCAAGACAGGAGAAAUGAGAAAGUGGUUCCAGGAACCAUAUGCAUAUCCAAUACACUGGGAAGAGUACCGCGAAAAAAACAAGACAGAGCUUGUGGGUCAGGCGUGGCUCUAUUAUGGUGUUGAACACAUCGUCAAGUACUAUCUCGAGCUCCGGUAUGCGUUGAUUCAAGUGUUAUAUGAUGCCAUGUUUGAAAACCAAAUCGAAGGUUUGCCUAUUGCACGAUCCAUGUUUUUGACGGACCCGCAAGAUACCACCUACUUUAAUGAGAGUCAAAAAUUCCUGGAUGACCAGUAUGUAGUCGGUCAAGAUAUUCUCGUCGCCCCCAUCAUGCACAGUCGCAGCGAGGAAGGCCAUCAGAACGAAUCUCGGGAGGUCUAUUUCCCUCUCGGGUAUUUCUGGUUCCCCUCGAAUCUGAGGCCUUUCAGCUCGCAAAGAGUCCCGCUGGUACCUUCAAUCCCAGGUGGCAAAGUGUUGGACUUGAGAGCUCCGAUUCCCGAGUACAAUGAUCCCGCACCUGGGACUACACCACAACCGGAGAAAAUGGGGUACCCGGACGUGCUAUUGCACUUCAUCAGAGAGGGUUCGAUUAUUCCACAAUGUGAAGUUCGCCAAUACAUUGGUGAUGGAAAAGUGAAUCCUAUUACACUCAAUGUCUAUCCCCAUGUUUUUACACAUAGGAGAAAGAGAUCCGAGUACACAACCUACCUCGACGAUGGCGUUAGUUGUAGCAGUGCACCAAAGGAUGCUAUGCGGGUGGAGCAACUUAUCAAGGCUGCCAGACGAAGAGGUCAAGAUGCCUCAGCCCUUGAGAACGCCAAAUACGAUGAAUACCGCGCCGUCAAGAUUACCCAUGAGACAACAUCUAGUUCCACUCGUACGAUUACAAUUAGCCGGAAGGUAAAGGACAUCGACUACGAUCCGAAGAAAGAGAUCGGCGAGGAGUACACCGUAGUCUUUUGGUACGAAGAGCGUCUCUACAACCCUGACUUCGAGAUGACUGUUACACCGUCCUCAGGCGUAACCGUUGAGAAGUCAGACGAUCCCGCUCAAAAUAGUUUGCAUGCCGUGAUUUUGAAAGUGAAGGAAACAUUAGGCAACACGGCAAAUGUCACCAUUGAGAUCGUGAUGAAGGAAAAGUGA